UGGGUAAGUAGCAGUAGAGGGAAUACGGCAGCUAAUGUUAGCUCCGGUUUAAUCAGUGCAACGUUACUAGACAUAUUUGAGGUUUGUGUAAAUAAUUACUUAGAUUUGGAUUAGCGGUAGGCCUAACACUCAAGGUAGAGGAUAACUAGCCUACUUCAAGAGGAAAAAUGAGCUCUCAAGCAGCAGCGAAAGUUGUGGUGAAAAGCACGACCAAAGUGUCUCUGAAUGACCGCUUCACUAAUAUGCUGAAGAACAAGCAGCCUCCUGCAGUUAAUGUGAGGGCCACUAUGCAGCAGCAACAUGCAUCCACUGCUCGGAACCGAAGGCUUGCCCAGCAGAUGGAGAAUCGCCCCUCAGUCCAGGCUGCCCUGCAGAACAAACAGGCUAAGACUCUAAAACAACGGCUAGGCGUCCAGGCACGGCUGGGCCGCCAGAUGGUCACCGCGACCCGAGGAGGAGUGGGCACUAGGGGCUUCGCAGUGACUGGAUUCCGAGGGGUAAUGCGUGGUGGUGGCCGUGGAAGAGGUGCUUUCUUCAGGGGAGCUAUGCCUCUUAGAGGUGUGAUGCGCGGCCGUGGAGGACCUGCUCGACUGGCAGUGAGGCGGGGCCUGAGGCAGAGAGGAGGCCAGGUGGGCCGAGCUGGUGUGCUGGUCAGUAGAGGAGCCCGUCCUGGAUUCGGAGGAAGAGGUCGCGGAGUGGGUCUCCGUGGACGUGGCGCAUUCACCAAUCGGGGCGGAGCACGUGGCGCAUUCACCAAUCGGGGCGGAGCACGUGGCUCAUUCACCAAUCGGGGAGGAGCUCGUGGCGGGUUCGGCAAUCGGGGUGGAGCACGUGGCGGAUUCGGCAAUCGGGGUGGAGCCCGUGGUGCUUUCGCCGGUCGGGGUGGCGCACGCGGUCGUGGCCGGGGUAGAGGUUGGGGUGCUGGACAUUCCGAACUGACCCGAGAGCAGCUGGACAACCAGCUGGACGACUACAUGUCCAAAACCAAAGGCCACCUGGAUGCCGAGCUGGAUGCCUACAUGGCCCAGGCCGAGGACAUGGAGUGAAAGUGUGUGUGUGUAACUGACUGACCUGCUGGAGGGAGUCCUGAGGUCUUUUCUGUCGGAUUAUGCAAACCCUUCCUUACACCACUCCCCACCAGCCUGCCCGAGUUCAUUGAUAUUUCACUGCACAGCUGGAACAGUAGUCUCCGCAUUCUCAGUCACUUCCAGCGAACACAAGACCAAAUGAUGAUCGAUCAAGAUGCUAUUCUUGUGUUCUCUUCAAUUUUACAAAAAACAUUUGUUUAAGUGUGUUUGUGCAAAGCAUAAUGCCUCCAAUCAACUGGGUGUCUUGACAUAAGUGAAGGGAUUUCUUUCCUUUGUACUGAAAGAAAAUCUCAAGUGUGUAUGCGCACUUUCCAUUUGACUUGUACGUGUACUUAAGGACUACUGAAACUCCAGCAUUAACAAAGUGGUUUAUGUUACUUUUUUACCACAUAUGUAAAUUCACACUUUUAUUUUUUUUUCCCUGUUUCUGUCUUGUUUGGGGAAAGUAUCAGACUUGACCACAAAGUCUUUGGAAUCUACCUCUAACACCAUUACGUACUUUCAGAAUGUCUUGGUGUAAGUUUCAAGGCAUGUGGCUUGGACACUAAAGGACAGUCUUGACCAGUGACUUGAUAUGACAAUGGGGUCACGGUAGAUAAUGGUAAAAAAUUGUUGAUUGAAGUAUUGACAUUUCCAGUGCCUGCUGGUUGAGUUACUGGGAAAAAUUCUCAAUUAUUUAUGUUAACGAAAAAUCCGGGCUUGUAAAGCAAGCAGAAAAUGGAGAGGGGGUGGGACUGUUUGGGUAGAGUUCUAGUGUUUUGAAGAUAUAGGUCAAUGUGUUCUGUUCUGUUUGCAAUAUCUGAUGACCUCUUCUGCACUGUUUUUAUUAAACUCAGACUUUUUUCAGAAUUU
This is a messenger RNA of Alosa sapidissima (American shad), 1940 nucleotides long. It is a transcript of the gene chtopb, whose product is annotated as chromatin target of PRMT1b. The record is from RefSeq and is a predicted model, not a curated record. The coding region runs from base 168 to 1046 and encodes 292 amino acids. Lineage: Eukaryota; Metazoa; Chordata; Actinopteri; Clupeiformes; Clupeidae. The transcript has 6 exons.